Molecule: messenger RNA, 611 nt
Organism: Psylliodes chrysocephalus
Lineage: Eukaryota; Metazoa; Arthropoda; Insecta; Coleoptera; Chrysomelidae
Source: the annotation of a GenBank genome assembly
GUGGUUGUUUUUUUACGUGUUUUCGCCAAAUUUCUCUUUGUGUUUAUACUAAAUAAACGCGCAGUAAUUAAUUAUAAGACACACUAAUUUUUUUGUGAUAAAAUGACACCCAACCGCACAGUAGAAAACGAGUUUGCUAUUACGAUGACAGCGAUAUUGGAAAUUAUUAUUAUGGACAAGGGCAUCCCAUGAAACCGCAUCGUAUACGUAUGGCCCACAAUUUACUACUGAAUUAUGGCCUUUACCGCAAAAUGGAGAUAUACAGGCCUCAUAAAGCCACAGCUGAGGAAAUGACUAAAUUCCAUUCAGACGACUACAUCAGAUUUUUGAGAUCCAUUCGUCCAAACAACAUGUCUGAAUACAAUAAACAAAUGCAAAGGUUUAAUGUAGGAGAAGACUGUCCUAUCUUCGACGGUCUAUACGAAUUCUGCCAAUUAUCAACAGGCGGUUUAGUUGCUGCGGCCGUAAAACUAAACAAACAAGCCUCAGAGAUAUGCAUAAAUUGGGGUGGAAGAUUACAUCACGCUAAAAAGUCUGAAGCGUCGGGUUUUUGCUACGUGAACGACAUAUUUCUGGGUAUAUUGGAGCUGUUAAAGUACCAUCAGCGUUGA